CCGCUCGCUCUCUCUCUGCCUGGGUCUCCUCCUGAGAGGCGGAGUGGGCCGGGAGGAAGCCUCGCUCUCCCCGGUUCUUCUUUCCCAGGGACACAGAGAGAGAGAGGCGGCGGCGGUGCCUCUCCCUGCCUCCCUCCCUCCCGCCCGGCUGCCUGCCGUGGCGCCCGAGGGGAUGCGGCGGCGGCUGAGGGCGGAGGAGGAGGAGGAGGAGGAGGCGGCGGAGGAGGGGAAGCAGGAGGAGGAGGACGGCGGCGGCGACGACGACGACGAGAGCGAGAGGCCCCCGCGAGGGAGGGGAAGGGGCUGGGGGUGGCCUCCGGAGGAGCAGGAGCAGGAGGAGGGGAGCCGCAGCCGCUGCUCCCUCCGGCGGCGCCCUUGAGGGAAGAAGAAGAGAAGGGGCCUCUCUCUGGCGGGACCCGGGCGGCCGAGGGGCGAGAUGGCCUCCUACGUCGAUAACAACUUCCGCCAGGCGGUCAUGAAGAACCCGGCAGACAGGAGCCCCCAGGAUUUGGAGAUAGUGUAUUCUUAUUUACAUGGAAUGGAAGCUUUGUCUAAUUUGAGAGAACACCAGCUCAGAAUGAUGUGUGAAACAGUGAGAUACGAGAGGCAUGAAGCCAAUGAAGUUCUGUACUACCCUGACGAUGUUGGAACAUGUUGGUAUAUUCUUCUGUCUGGUUCAGUAUUUAUCAAAGAAUCAAUGUUUUUACCAAGGAGCAGUUUUGGCAAACGUUCUGCAGGAAGCUUCAGGCGUGGCUGUGAAUGCAUUGUUCUAGAGCCAUCUGAGAUGAUUGUGGUGGAUUACAUGGACGAAAAUGAAGAAUAUUUUCAGCGACAAGCAUCUCAUAGGCAAUCUCGAAGAAGAUUUAGGAAAAUCAAUCAAAAAGGAGAAAGGCAAACUAUUAUUGAUACUGUUGAUGCUUAUCCAGUAGGAAAACCACCUUUACCUAGAGGUUAUCAUACGGAAUGCACUAAACAGCAGCUUCCUGCAGAUUUUACAAAAUUGCACCUCACUGACAGUCUCCAUCCACAGGUGACCCACGUUUCAUCUAGUCAUUCAGGAUGUAGCAUCACUAGUGAUUCAGGAAGCAGCAGCCUAUCUGAUAUCUACCAGGCCACAGAAAGUGAAGCUGGCGAUAUGGACCUGAGUGGGUUACCAGAGACAGCAGUGGAUUCUGAGGAUGAGGAUGAUGAAGAAGAUAUUGAGAGGGCUUCUGAUCCUCUGAUGAGCAGGGAUAUUGUUAGAGACUGCCUAGAAAAAGACCCAAUAGACAGGACAGAUGAUGAUAUUGAGCAACUCUUGGAAUUCAUGCAUCAGUUACCAGCUUUUGCUAAUAUGACAAUGUCAGUGAGAAGAGAACUCUGUGCUGUGAUGGUGUUUGCAGUCGUAGAAAGGGCAGGGACCAUUGUUCUAAACGAUGGGGAAGAACUGGACUCCUGGUCUGUUAUUUUAAAUGGUUCUGUGGAGGUCAUGUAUCCUGAUGGAAGAACAGAAAUAUUAUGUAUGGGAAACAGUUUUGGUGUUUCUCCUACCAUGGACAAAGAAUAUAUGAAAGGAGUAAUGAGAACAAAAGUGGAUGAUUGCCAGUUUGUGUGCAUAGCCCAGCAAGAUUAUUGCCGCAUCCUCAACCAAGUGGAAAAAAACAUGCAAAAGGUAGAAGAGGAAGGAGAGAUUGUUAUGGUAAAAGAGCAUAGGGAAUUGGAUCGCACUGGAACAAGAAAAGGUCAUAUUGUUAUCAAGGGAACGCCGGAAAGGUUAACAAUGCAUUUGGUGGAAGAACAUUCAGUCGUGGAUCCAACAUUUAUAGAGGAUUUCCUGUUGACCUACAGGACCUUCCUUUCCAGUCCAGUGGAAGUGGGAAAGAAGUUAUUGGAAUGGUUCAAUGAUCCUAGCCUCAGGGAUAAGGUUACACGGGUAGUAUUGUUGUGGGUGAACAAUCACUUCAAUGAUUUUGAGGGAGAUUCUGCAAUGACUCGUUUUUUGGAGGAAUUUGAGAACAAUUUGGAAAGAGAGAAAAUGGGUGGACACCUGAGGCUGCUAAAUAUUGCAUGUGCUGCUAAAGCUAAACGAAGGAUGAUAACUUUAACAAAGCCAUCUCGGGAAGCCCCUUUGCCUUUCAUAUUGUUGGGAGGAUCUGAAAAGGGAUUUGGAAUCUUUGUUGACAGUGUCGAUUCAGGUAGCAAAGCCACUGAAGCAGGCUUGAAACGUGGUGAUCAGAUAUUGGAGGUGAAUGGCCAAAACUUUGAAAAUAUUCAGCUAUCAAAGGCCAUGGAAAUUCUUCGAAAUAAUACACAUUUAUCUAUCACUGUGAAAACCAACCUAUUUGUUUUUAAGGAACUUCUGACAAGGUUAUUUGAAGACAAAAGAAAUGGUGCUCCUCAUCUACCUAAAAUUGGUGAUAUUAAAAAAGCAAGCCGAUACUCCAUCCCAGAUCUUGCUGUUGAUGUAGAACAGGUGAUAGGAUUGGAAAAAGUAACUAAGAAAAGCAAAGCCAAUACUGUUGGUGGGCGAAAUAAGCUAAAGAAGAUACUAGACAAAACCCGCAUCAGUAUCCUGCCUCAAAAACCAUACAAUGAUAUUGGAAUUGGACAGUCUCAGGAUGACAGCAUUGUAGGGUUGAGGCAGACCAAGCAUAUUCCUCCUGCUUUACCAGUCAGUGGAACACUAUCUUCAAGCAAUCCUGACUUACUGCAGUCACAUCAUCGCAUCUUAGAUUUCAACACAACACCAGAUUUACCAGAUCAGGUUCUAAGGGUUUUUAAAGCAGAUCAGCAAAGCCGCUACAUUAUGAUCAGUAAGGACACGACUGCAAAGGAAGUGGUCAUUCAAGCAAUCCGAGAGUUUGCUUUAACUACUACCGCUGAUGCAUAUUCUUUAUGUGAAGUCUCAGUCACUCCAGAGGGUGUAAUCAAACAGCGGAGGCUUCCAGAUCAGCUCUCUAAGCUGGCUGAUAGAAUACAGCUUAGUGGAAGGUAUUAUCUGAAAAAUAAUAUGGAGACAGAAACAUUAUGUUCAGAUGAAGAUGCUCAGGAAUUGCUGAGGGAGAGCCAGAUUUCACUCCUGCAACUCAGUACUGUUGAGGUGGCAACCCAGCUUUCAAUGCGUAACUUUGAACUGUUCCGGAACAUUGAACCUACAGAGUAUAUAGAUGACUUGUUUAAACUGAAAUCUAAAUCUAGCUGUGCUAACUUGAAAAAGUUUGAAGAAUUAAUAAACCAAGAAACCUUUUGGGUAGCAUCUGAGAUUCUGCGAGAAACCAACCAACUGAAAAGGAUGAAGAUAAUUAAGCACUUCAUUAAGAUAGCAUUGCACUGCAGGGAAUGCAAAAACUUCAACUCCAUGUUUGCAAUAAUAAGUGGCCUGAACUUAGCUCCAGUUGCAAGACUGCGUACCACUUGGGAAAAACUUCCAAGCAAAUAUGAAAAAUUAUUUCAAGAUCUCCAAGAUUUGUUUGAUCCAUCUAGGAACAUGGCAAAAUACCGCAAUAUCUUGAAUAGCCAAAACCUACAGCCUCCAAUUAUUCCGCUGUUCCCUGUAAUAAAAAAAGACCUUACAUUUCUUCAUGAAGGAAAUGACUCAAAAGUAGAAGGUUUAGUCAAUUUUGAGAAACUGCGAAUGAUUGCAAAAGAGAUCCGCCAUGUAGGUCGAAUGGCUUCUGUUAACAUGGAUCCUGCUUUAAUGUUCAGGACUCGGAAGAAGAAGUGGAGGAGUCUGGGGUCUCUCAGUCAAGGCAGUACAAAUGCAGCAGUAUUAGAUGUUGCACAAACAGGUGGACACAAAAAGCGGGUUCGACGCAGUUCCUUCCUCAAUGCCAAAAAGUUAUAUGAAGAUGCCCAGAUGGCUCGUAAAGUCAAGCAGUAUCUCUCUAAUUUAGACCUGGAGAUGGAUGAAGAGAGCCUUCAGGCCCUCUCUCUGCAAUGUGAACCAGCCAGCAAUACAUUACCCAAAACUUCUGGGGACAAGCGAUCUGGAAAGCCUGAAACAUCCCCAGUUGCACAUAGGUCAGUGAUCCAGCAAAAGGUGCAGCAGCAACAGCAGCACAAACCAAACCAAGCAUUGCAGGUUCCUGCUGUGUCACUUUAUCCUUCCCGUAAGAAAGUACCAGUCAAGGAUCUUCCACCAUUUGGGAUAAAUUCCCCACAAGCUUUGAAGAAAAUUCUUUCACUCUCUGAAGAAGGAAGCUUAGACCGUCAUAAGAAGCAAGCUGAGGACACUAUUUCAAAUGCAUCUUCACAGCUAUCUUCUCCUCCCACCUCACCUCAGAGCUCUCCAAGGAAAGGUUAUACUCUUGCUCCCAGUGGCACAGUGGAUAACUUUUCAGACUCUGGUCACAGUGAAAUUUCUUCCAGAUCUAGCAUUGUCAGCAAUUCUUCAUUUGACUCUAUGCCAGUGUCACUACAUGAUGAAAGGAGACAGAGGCACUCUGUCAGCAUUGUGGAAACUAAUCUGGGAGUGGGCAGAAUUGACCGAAGAGCCAUAAUUGAACCAGAUCAGUACAGUCUAGGCUCCUAUGCACCACUGUCAGAGAACAGAGGCUUGUAUGCUGGGGCAACCAUGCUUUCUUCUCCCAGUACAGAAGAGUUGUCACAGGAUCAGGGAGAUCGAGCAUCACUUGAUGCAGCAGAUAGUGGUCGUGGUAGCUGGACUUCUUGCUCAAGUGGUUCCCAUGACAACAUACAGACAAUACAGCACCAGCGAAGUUGGGAAACUCUUCCUUUUGGACAUGCUCAUUUCGAUGGUUCAGGCGAUGGGGCAGGACUGUGGGCCUCAGGCAGCCACAUGGACCCGAUGAUGUUCUCCGAUCAUGGCACAAAGUAUGGCAGGCAGAGUCAAGGUAGGGAGGGCCUUGAUCAAGCACAGUCCAGAGCAAGCUGGGCAUCCUCCACAGGCUACUGGGGAGAGGACUCUGAAGGUGAUACAGGUACCAUAAAACGGAAGGGUGGGAAGGAUGUGUCAAUUGAAGCUGAAACCAGUAGCAUAACGUCCAUAACAGCAGAGGACUCAAAGCCAGUUCCCAUGCCAGCUCAUAUAGCUGUUUCAACAAGUAAUACAAAGGGUCUUCUUGCUCGAAAAGAGGGUCGCUAUCGUGAACCACCACCAACCCCACCUGGUUAUGUAGGAAUACCUAUUGAUUUCACAGAAGGGGUUUCCCAUCAACCUCGAAAACCACCAGAUUACAACAUAGCACUUCAGAGGUCUAGAAUGGUGGCACGUUCAAGCGAAACCCCUGGGACUUCAGCUUCAGUUUCACAACAGCAAACACAGGGUCAUUCAUCUGGCAGACCUGUUAACAAACCUCAGUGGCAUAAACCAAAUGAGUUAGACCCACAUCUUGCUCACUAUCAGUCUCAAGGGUUUUCCACAGAAGAGGAUGAAGAUGAGCAAGUCUCUGCCGUCUAAAGAACUGGGGCUUUCUGGAUCCUGAGCAAGCCAACUUAAAGGAGAGCACAAGAUGAUGCCCCUAGUAUAGGAGCCUUGGAACUCUAAUUAAAGGAUGGUGGACCUGUUUGCCUCCUUCCCUGCCUUAAAGCAGCAUGGGGCUUCUUCUCUCCCUUCUUCCCUCACUCUUCUCCCCCUUGCAUGUGAAAUACUGUGAAGAAAUUGCCCUGGCACUUUUCAAACUGUGUUGCUUGAAUGCACAGUGCAGCGUUCUCCCAGCUACCACUGUCGCUGUCUGUCACAUCACACAGUAUCAUUCCAAAUUCCAAGUUCAACUCAUCAGAAUGAUUAAGUCUGACUGCACCUCCCUGAUGCCUGGAAGCAUUUUUUAAAAUUCUUCCUCAGAAUUUAAUGAUGAUCCUAGCACUUCACCUCGUUGGGAUAAUGAGAUCAACUAGUUGACAAGCUACAUUUGGCCUUUAACCUAUUAGGAAAAAAUGUGUUGAAAUCCUUCAAGUACACAGUGCUUAUUUGCUUGUUUACAAUGCCUUUGUUGCUGUUCUAAAUGUUGUGUUCAGAAAGGAAAAAAGUUACACCUUCAUAAUUACAGUAUUAUUUUGUACUUUUUAAGAUGGUUUGCCAGCCUGGACUACUUCUUGUGGGGCAGGGGGAACGAUUGUGUGGUUAAGUAAAGAUGAUGUGAUCUGUAGGGGGGAAUUCAGCCUUUCAUUGACCUUUGAGCUCCAUUUUUAGUGUUUCACUGGAAGCACAGUUCAUAAAUGGUAGGAUUUGCUGCAAGUAAUCAGUUGAGAAAGAUAACCUUUUGUAUCCCUCUCCUGUGUCCUGAAGAAUACAGGAUGGUGAGUGAAAACAUUUUCUCCAAUCAGAGGACAAAUUGCAACUAAAUCUUUUAAAAUAUUUUCCUUCACACACACCCCAACCUCACCCCACCCCUGCAUAGAUGUUGUCACAAAUAAAUUAUAAUGAUAACACUACAGUUAAUGCAAUUCAGAAAACUGCUGCUAAUGCAAGCUCUUAAUACUGAUCCAAUAAUCUUGUUUCUAUUGGCUUAGUAUUGAGAAAUGUUGAACCUUUUAAAGAGAAAUAAUCAGUGUAGAUCAGCCAGCUUUGAUAGUGCAAACACAUUCACAACUGUGGAUGGCUUUUAUGGAACACUGCAUGUGUAGAGAAGGCCAAUGGGUAGCAAUCACCUGUUCAGAGCUGCUAUUAAACCUUGAGGGAUGACACUCCCACCCCUUCUAUUUUUAUGUUGGUUUUGCACAGACUCCGGAAAAAGUGAAGGCUGCCAAUCCAAGUAGAACACAGAUGUGAGGAACUGCUGGUCUUGGAUUUUUUUCAUUGAACUCAGCUGAUCAUAUUGAUCAGUAGAUAAACGUAAAUAGCUUCAACUUCUAAAGAUCAAAUUGCAGUGUUUUUUCACUGUAUUGAACAAUGUCAGUGCUUUAUUUAAUUAUACUUUUUCCUCUAAUCAUGGCUUUUUGUCUAUUUGCUUAUAUAUCACAUUGUCAAUUAUGCAUUUGUAAUUUUACAUGUAAUAUGCAUUUGCCAGUUUCAUUAUAUAGGCUAUGGACCUCAUGUGCAUAUAGCAAGACAGAACAAACCUAGCUGUAUCACAAGUUGCACAAAUGUUAUAUAGGCAUUAAGUAAUUGUAGACCAUAGGACUGCUAAUCUCAGUUCACUCUGUGAUGUCAAGUGCAGAAUGUACAACUAACUGGUGAUUUCCUCAUACUUUUGAUACUACUUGUACCUGUAUGUCUUUUAGAAAGACAUUGGUGGAGUCUGUAUCCCUUUUGUAUUUUUAAUACAAUAAUUGUACAUACUGGUUAUAUAUUUUUGUUGAAAAUGGUAGAAAUGUACUAUGUUUAUGCUUCUAUCCAGUUUUGUAUGAAGCUGGAAUAUAAAUAAAUAUAAUGUUAAUGAUC
Sceloporus undulatus (fence lizard) is the source of this 7321-nucleotide messenger RNA. It is a transcript of the gene RAPGEF2, whose product is annotated as Rap guanine nucleotide exchange factor 2. NCBI's taxonomy places the organism in Eukaryota, Metazoa, Chordata, Lepidosauria, Squamata, Phrynosomatidae. Gene Ontology annotation, biological process: positive regulation of ERK1 and ERK2 cascade; small GTPase-mediated signal transduction. The record is from RefSeq and is a predicted model, not a curated record. Gene Ontology annotation, molecular function: guanyl-nucleotide exchange factor activity; protein binding.